AUGACGACCCUCUCCCUCGCUACGCCCUACUCUCCCUGCCCGUACAAGCGGGUAGGUGCAAUUCAGUUCGGCGUACUGAGUGCCGAGCAAAUCCAGCGGAUGUCAGUCUGCGAAAUCACAAGCACGGAGCUCUACGAACAAGGCCUUCCCAAAGCCAAUGGCCUCAACGACUUGCGCCUGGGAACUUUGGAUUAUCGCCUCAAGUGCCAAACUUGCUUGAUGGACGUCAAAAAUUGCCCGGGUCACUUUGGUCACCUCAAUCUCGUUAAACCGGUGUAUCAUUAUGGCUUUAUUGGCGCUGUUCUGCGCGUUCUCCGUUGCGUGUGUUGCUCUUGCGGGCGCCUCCUUGUUUCCCGCAACGAUCCUCGGCUCCAGGCUGCGGCAGCAGUGCGAGCUCCUGCCAAGAGGCUACGACGGCUGGUAGAUUUGUGCGCUGGCAAAAAGCGGUGCGAGAUGGAUGACGAGGGAGGGGAGGACACGGCAGGCGUGGGGGGAGGCUGCGGCUGCGUACAGCCGCGGUACUUCAAGGAGGGGCCAAACCUGAUGGUGGCUUUCCCCGAGCAGAAGGGGGGAGUCGAUGGCGAUGAAGAGGCGCCUGAGGACCUAAGGAGAGUCCUCGUACCGGAGGAGGCGCUCGCCAUCAUCAAGAGAGUGCCGGAGCAGGAUAUUCGGCUGCUGGGGUUCGAUCCAGAGAGGGCACAUCCCGCUUCCUUCAUCCUUAGCACUCUCCCCAUUCCGCCCCCUGCCGUGAGGCCAAGCGUGCAGAACGGAAACACGAGGAGCGAAGACGAUUUGACCCUCAAGCUCGUUGACAUUGUCAAAACCAAUGCUUCCCUUAAAAGGCAGGGCGACUCGGUCCCUUCCGCAGUCCUGCAGGAGAUGAACCUCUUACUCCAGUAUCACGUCACGACGUUCUUUGACAAUGAUAUUCCAGGAGUUCCCGUCGCGACAACGCGAUCUAAGAAACCCAUCAAGGCGCUGCGUUCUCGUCUCAAGGGGAAGGAGGGGCGGCUCCGGGGUAACCUGAUGGGGAAGAGAGUGGACUUUUCCGCAAGAACCGUCAUCACAGGUGAUCCUAACCUGCCAAUCGAUGUAGUUGGCGUCCCGAAGAGCAUCGCCAUGACCCUCACGUAUCCAGAGUGUGUCACGCACUUGAACUUGAGCAAGAUGAAGGAGCUCGUGAAAAGAGGGCCACUUGAAUGGCCAGGGGCGAAGUAUGUGAUUCGGGAGGACGGGACGAGGUUCGACCUGCGUCACGCGAAGAAGGGCGGGGAAGUGGCAUUAGAGGUUGGCUACAGGGUGGAGCGACACAUGCAAGACGGAGACUAUGUGCUGUUCAAUCGGCAGCCUUCGCUGCACAAAAUGUCCAUCAUGGGCCACAGGGUUCGGGUGCUCCCAUACUCGACUUUCCGUCUAAAUCUGUCCGUCACUUCGCCCUACAACGCAGACUUUGACGGGGAUGAAAUGAAUCUCCAUCUCGCGCAGAGCGAAGAAACGCGGGCGGAGAUUAAACACCUCAUGCUCGUGCCUAAGCAGAUCGUCUCUCCACAAGGGAACAAGCCCGUCAUGGGAAUUGUGCAAGAUUCUCUUCUUGCGGUCAGCAAGUUCACGCGACGAGACACGUUUCUGACGCGGCCCAUGGUAUUUGAUUUGUUGCUGCAAAUUCCUUACUGGGACGGAGUCGUGCCGCCCCCGGCGAUUCUCUGUCCUGAGCCUUUAUGGACAGGAAAACAGCUGUUUUCCCUUCUUCUCUGUUUCAACACGAGUUCCGGGGGGGGCGCCAACACCCGCAUGCGCAUCAACAUGAUGCGCGAUGUCGGCGGGCUCGUUGAUAGAAAGAAAGAAAACUUGUUUGUCUCGGAGCGAGACGAAAGGGUGAUUAUCCGGCAGGGCGAGCUUUUGGCGGGAAAGAUCUGCAAGAAAACCGUCGGUUCCUCCAGCGGCUCUCUAAUUCAUCUUCUCUGGAAUGAAGCAGGCCCCGAACGCACCAAGGAUUUUCUAGGAGCGCUGCAGAAACUUGUCAACUUUUGGCUGCUACAUCAGGGAUUUACUGUAGGCUGCAGUGACAUCAUCACAUCCGAAGAAACCUGCAAGAAAGUGCAGGAAAUCCUCAAGGAAGCAAAGGACGAAGUGGCACAUCUGACGCGUUUAGCGCAUCAGGGAAGACUCGAGGCGCAGCCAGGAAAGAGUUUAAGGGAAAGUUUCGAAGCGCGGGUCAACAAGGAACUGAACGCGGCAAGAGAAAAAUCGGGGAAAAUCGCAUCGGAGCAGCUUGAUGAGUCGAACAACAUCAUGGCCAUGGUGUUGGCUGGCUCUAAAGGGAGCACAAUUAACAUUUCUCAGAUUAUGGCCUGCGUGGGCCAGCAGAACGUUGAAGGGAAACGGAUUCCCUUUGGGUUCAACAAUCGGUCUUUGCCACAUUUCAGCAAAUUCGACUACUCUCCAGAAAGCAGAGGGUUUGUUGAACACAGCUACCUCACGGGGCUGCUGCCUCAGGAAUUAUUCUUCCACGCCAUGGGAGGGAGGGAAGGUAUCAUCGAUACAGCUUGCAAGACUUCGGAAACUGGGUACAUCCAGCGCCGGCUCAUGAAAGCCAUGGAAGAUGUGAAGGUCAGCUAUGACCGAACAGUGCGCAACAGUGCACAAGAGGUUUUGCAAUUCCUCUAUGGAGAGGACGGCAUGAGCGGGGAGUAUGUGGAGGACCAGGUGAUCGAGCUUAUGCAGAUGGAUUCAGAAAAGAUGCGCAGGGUCUAUCGACACGAUUUCGAUCAGGAAAGCUAUGGGAAGGGCUGGAUCUUAGACGAAGAGCUCAGGACUCGACUGUUUGUCGACUUUGCGGCGCAACAAAUUCUAGAGGAUGAGUUUGAAGCGAUAAAAGAGGAUAAGCUAAGGCUGUGCAAGUCUAUCUUCCCCGAUGGGGAGGUAAAGCAGCACAUUCCCAUCAACAUCACCCGCCUCGUCGAGUUUGCCAAGGCGCAGUUCCCUGCAUCUGCCGAGCAGAUAAAGAAUCAGGACCCCGUCAGCAUUGCAACAAGCGUGCAAGAAUUGUUGAACGAGAAGCUGGUGGUCGUCAAGCAGACCUGCAAAGCAGACACGAUCUCGGCGGAGGUGCAGGAAAACGCAACCAUUUUCAUGAAGGCGCAUCUCAGGACAGUCCUCAAUUCGAGGAGGCUGAUGGAGAGGGAGCAACUUGGCACCAAGGCAGUCCACUGGUUACUGGGAGAAGUAGAACGGCAGUUUCACCGGUCCCUAGCGCAUGCAGGAGAAUGCGUAGGAGCGAUAGCGGCGCAGUCCAUCGGGGAGCCGGCGACUCAAAUGACCUUAAACACGUUUCACUUUGCGGGUGUAGGAUCGAAAAAUGUCACUCUUGGUGUUCCUAGGCUCAAGGAACUCAUCAACGUCGCGAAGACGGUCAAGACGCCAAGUCUCACGGUGUACCUGCUCGAUGAAGGAGCCUACGAUCAGGAAAGGGCGAAGGAUGUGCAGACACGACUUGAACACACCACCUUGGAGAGAGUGUGCACAAUGGCGCAAGUAAUUUAUGAUCCGGAUCCAACGAAGACAAUAGUUCCUCAGGACAAGCAGUGGGUGUCCGACUACUACGAGUUUCCUGAUGACGAGGAGCUGCCGGAGAGCCUUGGGCGGUGGCUCCUGCGAGUGCAGCUGGACUCGAAGGUGAUGAUCGACAAGAAGCUAACAAUGAAGGAAAUCGGCGAAACGAUUUAUAGGGAGUUUGAUAAUGACGAACUUGAUUGCAUUUGGACCGACGACAACUCGGACGAGCUUGUGCUGAGGAUCCGGAUCAAGAAACAUGGCGUAGAGCAGGAGAAUGGAGCCGAUGACCAAGCUUCAGAAAUUGAGAAUAGGUUUCUUCAGAAGCUCAUGCUUCAUUGUCUUGUCGGAAUUACCCUUCGAGGCGUCAGCCGGAUCACCAAGGUGUACAUGAGGGAGGAGGCUCGGACGUUGUAUAAUCCAACAACGGGGAAGUUCGAGCGCGUGAAUAACUGGGUGUUGGAUACCGACGGCUGCAACCUUGAGGAGGUGUUGACGUGCCCGCGUGUGGAUUCAACUCGAACGACGAGCAACGACAUUACGGAAAUAUUCGAUGUUUUAGGGAUCGAGGCGGUCCGGCGCGCCCUCUUGCGGGAACUGCGUGCGGUCAUUUCCUUCGACGGGAGUUACGUGAAUUACAGACACCUCGCUGUUUUGUGCGACACGAUGACGCAGAAGGGCUAUUUGAUGAGCAUUACGCGCCACGGGAUCAACAGGGUAGAGAAGGGUCCGCUGAAGAAGUGCUCCUUCGAGGAAACGGUGGAAAUUCUCAUGGAGGCUGCAGUGUUCGCGGAGACGGAUCACCUAAGGGGCGUGACUGAAAACAUCAUGGUCGGCCAGCUAUGUCCUCUCGGGACGGGAGACGUGGAUCUUUUAAUCGACGAAGAGAAACUGAAAGACGCGCAUCGUGCGGCAGAUGCGCAACAAGAUCUGACGCUGGAAGGCCUUGUAUCGCCAGGAGGAGCUGACGGCUUUUCUCCUGACGGGUCAGGCACGCCUUCGCCGCACAUGGUGUCUUCCGUCUUUUCCCCCAUGCCGUUUUCGACCGUUUACUCGUCCUUCGCGCAGUCGCCUUCGAAUCCGCUGUCGCCCACGUCUCCUACGACUGGCUCCGACCAGCGAGCAAUCGACACGCAAGCCUUAGGCGGCAAGUUUUCGCCCCCCCAGCAAACACCGCGCUCCCCGACUUCCCCCAUGUCUCCGCUGUCGUGCUUCUCCCCCCGAGAAGCACAAAGCCCCCUCUCUCCAGUUGGCGUCGGACAGGGUUACUUUUCGCCCGCUUCGCCGAUUGCCGACGCUACCUUCUCCCCGUCGUAUUCGCCGUCGUCUCCCCUGCAAAGCCCUUACUACCAAGCGAAUGCCACUACCAGGGAUGCCGAUGGCGCAGCGGCGGCUAUCAACGUCGCCUCCCCGUCCUACAGCGCGUCCUAUUCUCCAACCUCGCCCACCUUCUCCCCCGCCUACUCGCCGUCCUCCCUCGCCUCGUACUCCCCAACUUCCCCCGUCUACUCGGCCUUAGGCAUGAAUCCGUCCUCCCCCAUCGCAGGUGCUCCUCUAGCGCCCUUCUCCCCCAACCAGAAUGUCGCCUCCCCCUCCUACUCGCCAACUUCGCCCGCCUACUCGCCAACUUCGCCCUCCUACUCGCCAACUUCGCCAGUUGCAGAUCCGGCAUCUCCUGCCUCGCCCGCUUACUCCCCAACCUCCCCACGAUACUCCCCAACCUCUCCACGAUACUCCCCAACCUCUCCCGUAUACUCUCCCCAGUCGGAAGGCUACGGAAACGUGGCGUCACCUGCGUAUUCCGUGCAAUCUCCGCGUUAUUCGCCAACGUCCCCAGUCGCAUACUCGCCAACUUCACCGGUUCAGGGAGUCAUGUCGCCUUCGUAUGAGGAAGCUGCGCAGGAAUACUCGCCCACGUCGCCAGCAUAUGAGCCAACUGAUCCUUUCUCGCCAAACCCGUACGCCGUGGAAGUCGCUCAGGACUUGGAAGCGGCUGAAGAUUCUCCUGAAGAAGCGGAAGACGAAACGGCCCAGCAUGCUGGGGAUGGUUCGACCGCUUCUUAG
This is a messenger RNA of Cyclospora cayetanensis, 5616 nucleotides long. Its product is annotated as DNA-directed RNA polymerase II subunit rpb1. Gene Ontology annotation, cellular component: RNA polymerase II, core complex. NCBI's taxonomy places the organism in Eukaryota, Apicomplexa, Conoidasida, Eucoccidiorida, Eimeriidae. Gene Ontology annotation, molecular function: DNA binding. The transcript is spliced from 12 exons. Gene Ontology annotation, biological process: transcription by RNA polymerase II. The record is from RefSeq and is a predicted model, not a curated record. Bases 1 to 5616 code for a protein of 1871 amino acids.